GGCCUUGCCUUGCCAGAUGCAGGCUUGCGAUCGUCUGCACUCACCCUGGCAGCGUGGGGCGUCACCGCGCCAGGGCGCCUCAGCAAGAGUGCAGCGAAGGCGCGCGAGAGAUGUGCGUGCAAGUGCAUGCGAGGCGUGGGGGAAGGCUGCGCGCGGCGAGGGCCGUGCUGGGCGUGCACCUUACGUAAGCAACGCAUGGCCUCCACUCCCUCGCGUGCUGAGCACUCUCGCUCCUCCUCCCUCCUCUUCCCCCAUCUCCGCUCCUGUCCCGCAGCAUGUCCUUCUUCCCGCCCGUGCCCGACUUUGUCGCGCGUCUCUUCUCCGCCUUCCCCCUGCACGUCUUCCCCGCCGCCGCCUGCCACCCGCCCCUGCCUGCGCCCUCGGCGCGCGCGCAGCUCGUGGUGCCGCGCCCGCGCCGCGACUUGCGCGCGCGCGAUGCGCCCGGCGACGUGGCGGCGCUGCGCUGGCUCGUCGAGGCCGAGCUGCGCGGCGUGCAGCUCGAGGUCGUAGAGCUCGACUUUGCCGAAGAUGCAUGGGGCGCACAGGACGCUCCGCCCUUCCUCAUCGCGCCGCACGGUCGCCUCGUCGUGCCCACUGCCGGCCUGCACACGUACUUCUCCACGCAUGCUCCCUUUGAAUGGGAGCGUGCCGAGCUACCAGAGACCCACUCGACGGCUGCGGUGCCGGGUCCGUGGACGACGUCGGCACAGGCGGCACAGGCGCAUGCGCUGGCCGCAUUGCUCGAGACGGAUCUGCAGGCGGGCGUGCUGCAAGCCCAAGCGGCUCUGCCCGACCCCUCCGGCAGUGCACGAGCGCUCCUCUCGCGCGCCGCACACGCCCAGCGCCUCUCUCCCGCGCGCCGUGCGCGCGCGCAGGCGGCCAAGCUGGCGCCACUGACACCGACGGCGCGUGUGCCGGGCUGGGAGUGGAGUCUGGCAGGCCUGCUGGGCGGCAGUGGCGUGCUGAGCACGGGCGCGGCAGAGGAGGACGAGGAGGAAUCGUCGCAGCUGGCGUGGGAUCCUGCGGCUGCGCUGGCGCGCGCGAGGGAAGCCAUCGCAGCGGUGGCGCAGAUGGUGCAGCCUGAAGGCUGGUGCUGCGGCGCCAGAUCUGCCACCCCGCUGGAUGCGCUGCUCUUCGCGCAGCUACACACGCUCCUCAGCUUGCCGCUGCCGCCCGGAGUGCACGGCGCUGCCGAGCCAGGCAGUCUGCGCGAGGAGCUGCUGCGGCAUCCCAACCUCAUUGCGUGGACGCGGCGCGUCUACGCGGCGCGCGAGCGCAAGACGCAAUGAACAAUCGAUUCCUGAGCGACGGGAGUCACAUCGGCUGGAUGGGUGGGU
Tilletiopsis washingtonensis is the source of this 1337-nucleotide messenger RNA. RefSeq lists its product as hypothetical. The transcript is spliced from 4 exons. The coding region runs from base 276 to 1289 and encodes 337 amino acids. Lineage: Eukaryota; Fungi; Basidiomycota; Exobasidiomycetes; Entylomatales. The record is from RefSeq and is a predicted model, not a curated record.